Molecule: messenger RNA, 600 nt
Organism: Ramularia collo-cygni
Lineage: Eukaryota; Fungi; Ascomycota; Dothideomycetes; Mycosphaerellales; Mycosphaerellaceae
Exons: 1
Coding region: 1-600 (199 amino acids)
Source: RefSeq, a predicted model, not a curated record
AUGGAUAGUGGAAAUGAGGCGGCCCGCAGGUCGGGAAGAAUCCCAAUCCACUUGCUUUUGACCACUGAAGUUGCUGCGCCCAGCCAGCAGCAGGAAGCAGCGACCAGCAUCCCUCCGAAAGAUCCACCCAUCUCUUCACCACUGCCGAUGUCAGCUGCCCAGUCGAGUCAGGCGAGAAGUGAGCUCGCGUAUACGGAGUACACUCCUCUGCAACCACGCCCUUACUCCGGAGACACCGCCCGUGCUGAUGCGGCGAGCACGAGUCCUCCCUGGUCCCCCACCGACCCCAUGAGCAGGAGACCCCGGGCCCCUCGACCAUUGUACAGUGAAGAGCAAAAGUUCUUCAUCAUGUACGCGCGCAUCAUGCGGGAUCAGAGCUGGCCCGAGAUCGAAGACCGGUUCGCCGAAAUCUUUGGCCAGCGUUCCAAGGGAGGUUUGACGUCGGUCUACUACCGCGCGAGAAAGGACUGGGGCCUCGCGGAGGUGUUGAAGAGCGGACCGGGCACCUUCUCUGCUGACUGUCGCGAGGUGGAGCUUCGGGCCGGGAAUUUCUCCAGGGCCUUUCUCAUUCAAAUCGGUUACCUCCCACCGAGCAGUUGA